Messenger RNA from Labrus mixtus (cuckoo wrasse), 2751 nucleotides. Its product is annotated as V-set and immunoglobulin domain-containing protein 10-like 2. Gene Ontology annotation, cellular component: cell-cell junction. The record is from RefSeq and is a predicted model, not a curated record. The transcript has 12 exons. Lineage: Eukaryota; Metazoa; Chordata; Actinopteri; Labriformes; Labridae. Gene Ontology annotation, molecular function: cell adhesion molecule binding. The coding region runs from base 201 to 2738 and encodes 845 amino acids. Gene Ontology annotation, biological process: cell-cell adhesion.
UUUAGUGACCCUCCGUCCCUUCCUACUCUCAGUCUCAUACGGUCAAUGGGAUUCUACCUCUGGAUCUGAGAGAAGAAAAGAGACAACUUCAGGGAAGGCAACUUAUGAAAGGCUGUUUCCGGGGGCCAUAGCUCUACGUUUUCAUAUUAACAUUUUUUAAAGAGUAAAAAGGUUGUUGGACUCUGGAUCAUCAUGAUACCAUGGUGGCCCAACUGCUAGGACUGGCAUUUCUUUUCCUCCAAUGCACAUGUACUGAGGCCACUUCUACGACUUAUGUGAAGAUCAAUCACAACUGGGAGGUGGUGUACCAGGACAUCAGCGUGUAUGGGGUAGUGGGCAAAGCUGUGAUCCUGGAGUGCGGGGCCGCUUUACCUGACAUGUACAUAUGGAGCUUCACCAAGCCAGGCACUGAAGCUAUAAAAGCUGUGGUGUAUAAUUUGGGCAAAGGAACGAGGAUCCAGAAGCUGGCAGAGACACUUGGAAAGAUCACAAUCAUCUCAAACAGCGCAGCUGUGAGCAUCGAGAACCUGCCUGUGGCCGCUCAUGGCCUGUUCACCUGCCAGGCCUUCUAUGACAUCGAGCUAGAGCCCAAAGUCUACUACUACUACGUGCACCUCACUGUCCGAAUUCCAAUCACAAGGCCCUUCCUGCUGAUGAGUGAUGUAUCUCCAGUGGAAGGCUCUACGAUGUGGAUGCGCUGCAAUCUUGAAAAUGGGACCGGACCAAUCCAGUAUGUGUGGCAACAUGAAACCCGUGGUGGCAACAUCACAACCUUUGCACACAGCAACACCAGUGUUAUUAACGUGACAAAUGUCAACCGUAACCACUCUGGCUGGUACCGCUGCGUGGCCAGCAAUGCUGUCAACACCGAGAGCUCCAACCGGUUACUGCUGGAAACCAUCUUUGGCCCGGACAUUCCUCAGAUCGACGUGUCUCCAUACACAAUAACAGAGCGAGGAUAUUCAGCUGUGGAAAGAGAGACAGUUUCUUUACUGUGUCAAGCCCAGUCGAACCCAGCCAGUCAAUACGUCUGGUUCCACAACAACUCCCAGGUCUACGCCGGGCCGCAUUAUACCAUCACUAAGAUCUUCCGCAUGCACACCGGCGACUACGCCUGCUUGGCACAGAACACUUACCUCAACACCCGCUCCAAAAAAUCCAUCAGCCUGACUGUCUACUACCCACCAGAUGGCUCCCCAUCCUGUUCUGUGGAGCCGACUCUGAAUCACACCUCUCUGAGACUCCUCUGCUCCUGGUCCGGGGGUUUCCCCUCCCCCAACCUCCACUGGACCGGGGACCUGCAUCGAGUGGCACAAAACGAGUCUGACACAGGGCAGCAAAGUUACCCCUUGACCAAUACUGCCAUCUUGCUGCGAUCUGAAGACUUGAAUUCUAAUAGCAGUUCGUUCACAUGCGUUGGCUCCCACAUAGCACUUAAACAAUCAUUAGAGUGCAGCACACGCUCAUACAUUCCCCCGGCAGAGCCAGUGUGUUUUGCCUACAUAACUAACAACAGAAAGUAUCUGCUGCUUUCCUGCACCUGGGAUGGGGGAACCCCAAAGGCCUUGGUGUGGUGGGAGGGCCCGGGGGGACAGGGGAACGGUGGGGAAGAAAACUCAAACAUCUUGAUCCUCCGCUAUGGCACUGCUCAAGGUGGGAUACCCUACACCUGCCAUGCUAGACAUCCACUUCUGGCACAAACCAAGACCUGCAGGCUCACACUUGAGGCUCCUGUACUGCUGACGCAGCGCAAAGUCGUGUCAGUGUACGAGGGCAGUGAUGUCCAGCUCACCUGCAAUCUUAGAGCCAACUACCUUCCUGUCAGUGAAAUCACCUGGUUUAACAAUCAGGGCGUGGACGUCCGAGACACCUCCAAGUACAGGCUGCAAAGAACAUCUGCAUGGGCAAAUCUGACAGUGAGAGACACACAUGAGAAUCAAGACAGCGGCGAGUACAGAUGCUCCACAUCCAAUGCAGUGGGAGGAACUGAAAUCAAUGUCACUCUUGUGGUCAAGAGACACCCCAUGCCACCCAAUGUGACCCUGGUAAAAGUGGAGUACAAUGGCCGACAACGUAACGAGGUGGAGCUGGAGUGGCUGGUAGAGAGUGAAGAAGAAAGCGGCUGGACAGGUUUCAUCCUGGAGCACCGAUGGAUGUCAGAGCAACCAGGAAGGAGAGGCGGCAGCAACGACUCAAAAGAGGAGACGAAGUCGAAGAUCGGUCCGCUGGUCUGGUACCAGAACAUCAUCCAGGACCCAGAGGUCCGGAGACAGACAGUAGGGAGACUGACACCAACUGAGACCUACCAGUUCCGCGUCACACCUGUCAACCACCGCACCGUCGGACACGCUUCUUCAGCAAAGUCUCCAGCGGAACCGAGCUCUAAUGUCCUACCUGCUGUAAUCGGAGCAGCUUUUGGCGGGAUGCUCUUGGCAGCCUUCCUCACGUUGCUGCUGCUCAUCUUCAUUAUCCGCAACCGCAACAACAAUCCACGAUUGCAUGACUUGCUGUUUGGUUUGCAUCACAGUCAGUCGAGGGAAAAUAUCAACUUCCCGGAGGAUGAAGUGGUGGCCGAGUCAGAGGGGGGGAUAGAGGAGAUUGGUGGAUCAGCCAGUCCAGGUCCAACUAUGUCUUUACCACGGGCAUCUUCCCCCCUCACCACCACACCAGCCCCUCCCCCUGGAGAUGACAAUGAGCCUGUUAAUGUCACCAUCACAGUCCAGGCUAUCGGCUCAUAGUCAGACAUCAGAG